This is a messenger RNA of Coprinopsis cinerea okayama7#130, 204 nucleotides long. RefSeq lists its product as hypothetical. The transcript is spliced from 2 exons. NCBI's taxonomy places the organism in Eukaryota, Fungi, Basidiomycota, Agaricomycetes, Agaricales, Psathyrellaceae. Bases 1 to 204 code for a protein of 67 amino acids. The record is from RefSeq and is a predicted model, not a curated record.
AUGGAGUUGUGGUUGAAGGGGUCUGUGCCGAUCAUUGACGACAAGCCGGCGGAGCGGCUGGUCGGUAAGACUCGACGGCGUAGUGCAAGGGGAAGGGAAAAACUGGUGGCCGUGCAAGCAAGCCGAAAUAUACUCAAGCAAGAGCCUGGAGAUAAAUCACCUGGUGGGUGGGAGCGGUCUACGGCAGAAGCAACUGAGGCAUAA